Messenger RNA from Theileria equi strain WA, 438 nucleotides. RefSeq lists its product as hypothetical. The transcript has a single exon. Lineage: Eukaryota; Apicomplexa; Aconoidasida; Piroplasmida; Theileriidae. Bases 1 to 438 code for a protein of 145 amino acids. The record is from RefSeq and is a predicted model, not a curated record.
AUGUUUUUUAACCCUUUCACGCCGAGUCGUCGUUGGAUAAGGCACUGGGCCAAAAAGAAACACAUUGAAAGUACUCACUACUCGAUAAAAGACCCGGAAUCUUCUCUUUACAGGCAGGUCGUUCCCGGCGACAUUUUGGCCAACAGAAAGCGCCUGCCAAACAAGAAGACGUCGCCCAGGGAGUACAGACUUGGCCAAACUGCGUCUGGAACCUACCGAUUGCUCCAGCCUUAUCCCCCAAAUGUCAACGUAACUCUUCCGCCCUUCCCAAACAACGUGGCGGGGAUUAGAGACGACCCAAACAAGAUGGGACACGUCAAGUUUAUCCAAAAGUACAAGGGGAUCGAGUAUAUAACAAUCAAGAGGAUGCUGCCAUACCCAAGAGGAAAACAGGCCUACACAUUUGACGUUGAGAGAGUCACGAAGAAGAGAAGCUAG